AUGUCUGAGAAGGGAAGAAUCGUCCUCUCCGGUACUAGCGUAGACGCAGAAGUCCCACGACAAAAGUGCUGUUGGGUCGCCUUCCUGUCACUGUGUUUGUUGACUGUCAAUAGUAUUGUGUGCAUACACCUUGCUAGAAGGUUGGCGUACGUGGAAGGACAACUCGCCAAGCAGACUGUUUCCGCCGGCGACGAAACUACCACAGAAGUGAGGUUUGGGUACCAGACAGACACAGACAUGUCUGGUGGAGUGACGGGGUAUCCGGGAACAGUCGCAGCCCGAGUUCGGAUUCGACUGUCUGGUGGCCAGAAACAGAACGAAGGCAGAGUAGAACUCCGAGCCAUCGCUAUUGGUGGUGUCUGGGGAACUGUAUGCAGUAAAGGCUGGGACAUCCAUGCUGCUAACGUCCUCUGUAGACAACUCGGACUCCAAAGAGCGGUCCCUAUAACCGUUGACUUCGGUCCAGGGUCCGGACCGGUUUGGCUUAGUGACGUAAGCUGCACCGGGGAUGAGUCCAACAUCCUGGAGUGUCCACAAUCCAAAUUCGGAGACAACGACUGUGAUCAUGACGAUGACGUAGGAGUCAUUUGUGAUGGGCCACUUGCAGACUGGACAAAACACGGGUCUAGGUACUACAAGUUCCUGCAAUCAACAUUUGCAACCUAUACCAAGGCGAGAGCCCUAUGCGAAGCUGAAGAUUCAAAGAUAGCUAUGCCAAAAGACCAGGCAGCUCAUGACUUCAUAGUGCAGUACAGAAACAUGUUUUACACCGACAUCAAUAUUUGGAUCGGUUUGAACGAUAUGGAAGUUGAAGGUGACUUUGAGUGGGAAGACGGCACUCCACUCGGCAACUUGAGCCGUUGGUUUCCGGGACAACCAAAUAACGGUCAUGGCUUGCAACAUUGCACAGUCCUUACACCGGAAACUAACCGACACCCGAACCAAUGGCGAGAUGAUGUCUGUAGUGAUACAUGGGGAGUUAUCUGUGAAAAAGUAAGUGAAUGUAACUCCAGCCCUUGUCAGAAUGAAGGCACCUGCAUUGAUGGUGUGGAUCACUACAUCUGCAAGUGCGGACGCGGAUGGGUUGGUGUUCACUGUGAAAAACCUGCAAAGGCAAGUUCGUCGUUGAUGGACGGGGCUUCACGUAAUUGGGCACACAUUGAAGCUCAAUCAGAUUCCACUGGUGGAACUCACACCGUGAGAAGACAUGACAGUGUCCUCACAAAGAACUGGGAACAGUUCCAACCAUCAGACAAGUUCCGCUUUCACAGCGGCGUACUGACUGUGUUUGAAGAGGGGGACUAUUAUAUCUACAGCCAGGUUUAUUAUUUGUACAACAGCAAAAAGUCGGCAGUAACCAGUCAUUCUGUGAUGGUGGUAGAAAAUGAUCAGGACAACCCAUACCGCUUCUUGACUUGCUGGAAGUAUAUGGAGGAAACGGUCCCCUGGAAUACCUGCUUCACUGCUGGUGUCAUACACCUCUCCCCCAACAACAGCGUGUACCUGCACAUGCCCUGCGAUGGCUGCGUCAUCAAACUUGACCAUGACGCAACGUUUUUUGGAGUCAUGAAGCUUUUCGACGCCACAAGUCAGCGUAAGAAUCACAGGAAUGUGCAUCCAACGGAAAGGCCGUCCCCCAAAAGGAUCCUCUUCAGACGACGUCACAGCAGACCAAGUCGACAAGCUAAACAUUGUCCACCGUGCUAGAUUGGCCAAGUUAAAUUUGGAGAAACUGGGGAAAAGUAGCUAUCAAAUUUUACUAAAUGGACAGCAGAAUGCAUAUAACGUUAGGUAUCGCAUUUUGAAAAGAGGCAAUAUUUUGCUGAAGGCGAAGUGAUUGGUGCACAUUGCAGCUAGAGGUGUUAUCGGUCAAAACAAAUUCUGGUACAGGUACGGUCCAAGUCCAUAGGAUCCGGACCAUAAUCCGGUCAAGGUCUGGACCUGAAGCUAGAAGUAACUAUCCGUGAACUUAUAAUACUAAAAACAUUAUAGUCCAUUUCGCUACAAAGGAUUCUGUUUGGUGGAGUAUCCGACAUCCAUUGGCGUUCUAAAAUUCUAUCUCCAUGUAAACAACAUUAAAUGCUCAUAUUAGACUAUGUUUGACUGACAGUGUAUAAAUAAACUCGGUAAAAAUAACUAUCAACUCUCCCCUACUUCGCUCCUUUCAUUUUCUUGGAACUGUAAGCGCACACACACAUGAACGCCUGCUAGCAUAGUCCGUUAGUUUUCCGAUCUGUCCAACAUCCCGUCCUCGUUUGGACCGGUUCAACAAGACAAAAGCUAAUUAUAUCAAAACAUUUGUAUCUAUUGUUUUCUCCGUUAGUUAAACGACAACGAACUGUAAAGCUACCUGCAUGCCUAAAAUGGUGCCAAUCUGUC
This is a messenger RNA of Branchiostoma floridae (Florida lancelet), 2379 nucleotides long. RefSeq lists its product as uncharacterized. Bases 1 to 1707 code for a protein of 568 amino acids. Gene Ontology annotation, molecular function: calcium ion binding; tumor necrosis factor receptor binding. The record is from RefSeq and is a predicted model, not a curated record. NCBI's taxonomy places the organism in Eukaryota, Metazoa, Chordata, Leptocardii, Amphioxiformes, Branchiostomatidae. Gene Ontology annotation, biological process: immune response. The transcript is spliced from 8 exons. Gene Ontology annotation, cellular component: membrane.